UUUUUUUUGUCUUUUUCAUUUUUAUCGGUACCGGGGAUCGAACUCACGACCGCCUGCUUGCAAGGCAGGUGCUUAUGCCGCUGAGCUAAACCCCCAGCCCCUUCAUGCUCUUACCGCACAGGCCAAACCUGUCCCCAGGAACGGCCCCGAGGUCGCCAGCUGCGGGGUUAGGUGCCCGCGGGUUUAGGGAGCGGGCUGAGAGACCUCGCCUGCUGCAAAGAAGUCUGGCCUGGCCUGGGACGCGCGCCGCGGUGCCCGCUGCCGCUGCUCAGCGUGGCCGGCAGGUGGCGCCCGAGCUCCGGCCAAACUGCUGGCCACAGGCUGCAGCCGUGCAGACCCUAAUAGAUCCUGCGGUUGGUCUGGAAUGGAAGAGACUGAAUCCCUCAGCAUGAAGCCUCCAGAGUAGCAGAGGGAUGAAGCCCUUCCGGUUGAGUGUGGUGGUGCACAUCUGUGACCCCACACUCUGGGAGGCUGAGGGGAUCACGAAUACCCACGCUGGCCACGAAAUAACGUCUGCUUUUCUGAGACAGUGUGAGAGAGGGGCGAACCCCCUUGCCCUCUUUUCUUCUGGAGCUCCUGUGGGUUACCACAGCUAGAAGUGGAAAGCAAAGGGGUAUCUUGGUGGAUUUUUCGGGUCAGCUACCUGCCAAGAAGAAUCUGGAGGGACAAAGAAAUGACAAAACUGGAAGCACAGUGUGAACUCAGCACUGUUGCACGUGUCCUAGGGAGUCAGCAGGCCGAAGACUGAAGUCUGGAUUUAAGCCCUGCAUCUACCUGGGCACAGGAUGGUGGCAGCCGCAGUUAGAAUGCUUCUCUGCUGAGAAGAAACGUAUCACUGGUCCAGGGACAGCGAGGGGCCAGGAGCGGGGCUCACUGACUGUGCAGUGUCAAUAUAGCUCACAGUGGAAGAGCUAUCGGAAGUGGUGGUGUCGAGGGGCUGACUGGAGUACCUGCAAGAUGCUGAUUGAAACCGAUGGGUCAGAAAGGCUGGUGAAGGAGGAGCGUUUGUCCAUCAGGGACUACCAGAAGGACCUCAUGUUCAAUGUAACCUUGGGGGAUCUCAGAAGAGAUGAUGCUGACAGUUACUGGUGUGGGAUUGAAAAAUUUGGGAUUGACCUUGGGGACAAAGUUAAGGUGACCAUUGUUCCAGCACCACCUGCAGUGCCGACCGCACUCUCCACCACCUCUGUCUCCACCACGAACACAUUUACAGUACCAGUCACCGUGGAAGAGACCAUAAGCGUGCUGACUUCAACCAACGAUCACUUCAGUGAUGGGUACAGCGUCACGAACCUCAGCAUCCUCCUCCCGCUUGUGUGUGCGGUGCUGUUUCUUCUCCUGGUGGCUGCCACACUCCUGGCUUGGAGGAUGAUGAAGCAACAGAAGAAAGACAGAGCGCUGGCAGCUCAGAUUGGUGAUGUGAGCACUGGUGCGUUGUCCUCUGAGCAGCCCAAGGAAGAUGACCUCUGCUAUGCAAAUCUGUCUCUGCAUCAGUCUGGAACCUCUCCUGGCUCCUUCUGGCCAAAGGCCUUCAACAAGUCUUCCUCUGCCCAGGCCAACGAAGAGGAAGUAGAAUAUGUCACGAUGGCUCCUGUUAAGAGAGAGGAAAUUUCCUAUGCAUCUCUGUGCUUGGAUGCCUUGAAUCAGGAGCCAACUUACAGCAACACUGGCCACACUCGCAGCAGGGGCCGUGAGGGUGCCACAGAAUACACCAGCAUCAGAAAGCCUUAGCCUGCGCUCUGUCUUUCUCUGGGAUCUUGCACAAGGCCCCGAGGCAUGGUGACACUUGUCUGCUUUCUGCUUCUAUCCCCCACCAGGACCAAAUGGUGACUGAAGCUUUGCCUGAUUAGCCGGUGUGGUGCCCAACUCUGGCCUGUGCUUGGGAACCAGUCUCAGGGUACUUUGAAGAAUUAGGGUCCUUUAUAUAACCCCUCAGCCCCACCUAACUGGGAGGGGCCUGAAGAUAUGGUCUGGGGCUGUACUUGAAUAAUAACGACAAUGAUGACAGUCAUAGUGAUUAUUUAUUGCUUACCAUGUGCAGUGGACUGGAGGAUAACCGCAGGGUGCCUACAUAUGAUUAAGUUAUAGAUUUUGAGAGGUGGAACUUGUCCUGCAUUAUCCAGGUGGGCCUAAAAUAUAAUCAUAGGGCUCCUUCAAGAAGGAGGCAAGAAAAUCAAAAGGGGAGAAGCUGAUGUGAUGCCGGAAGUGGAGGCUGGAGUGAUGUGGCCAGGAGGAAAGGACGGCUGCAGCCUCCAGACUGGGAAGGCCAGGACUGAUUGUCCCCUGGAGCCUUGAAGAAGAACCACCCUUGCCAACACCUUGGCUUGGGCUCAGUGGAACUGACUUUGUCACUGUGGCCUCCAGAAGUAUAGGAGAAUAAAUUUAUAUUGUCAUUAAUUAAAUCACUAAAUUCGCAGCAAUUUAUUAAAGCAGCAAACUCUGAGGCUGGUGCUCAUCUCUAAAGGCUUCACACUGAAUAAUCCAUUUCAUUUUACAGAGGAGCUUCUUUAAUUGGUCCGUUUUACAGAUAAGGAACCGAGAUUUGGAGAGACCCUGUGAUGUGCAUCAAGUUUAAUGGCUAGUGAGAAGAUCAAUGGGAACCCAGGUAUUUCACUCCAGAGUCUGGAGCCUGGGCCACUACCCUAUCCUGUUUAUAUGAGUAAUGUAUAUUUGCUCCCAAAGCUACUCAGGCAGGAACAGUGAAUAUUUAGAUGCUGGACUUUUAUUCUAGGGUCCUUGCAGUCUUCUUGAAUCCCUGGGUGUCUCUUUGUCUUCAUGGUUACCAAUCUGGUCCAAGCAAUCAUUCCUUCCCAAUUCUCCCUCUUUCCUUCACCCUCUGCUUCUGAAUCCAUUUUCUUCUCAGCAGCCAGAGCUGAUCACCUCCUGUUUAUGAACUUGCAGUGGUUUCUUCCUCAGCCUUCAGGGACCCAGGGAAUCCAGGGACCGCCACCUGUCACUUGGGGUCAUCUCCACCCACUCUACCUCUCCCUCACUCUGGUCCAGCCACACCACCUUUCCUCUGUCCUUGUGACAAGAUUUCAUGGUUUGCGUCUGGAAUGUCUCCUGAAGGCCGCAUGCUGAAUGCUCAUUCCCCAGCCCAUGGUGCUGUUGGCAGGAAAUGCAGCCAGCAGGAAAUGGAGCCUCGUGGAGGAAGUAAGGUCACCAAGGGAGUGGCACUGAGGGCUCUAGGGACCUUGGCCUCUCUCUUUUUCUUCCUGCUUCCUUGUCAUCAUGGGAUGAGCGGCUUUCCUCUACCACAUGCUCCCUCCUGCAGGCCCAAAGUAGCUAUGGAUGGAAAUUUCCAAAACCAUGAACCAAAACAAACCUUUUUCUCCUUAUGAAUCGAUUAUCUCAGGUCAUUUGUUGCAGGGAUGGAAAGCUGAGUAACAUAUAAGAGCAGGCUGGCUCCUUCUCAGGAUGUUGGUACUUGCUGUCUCUUCUUUCUGCCAUGUUCUGCCUAAGGUAUACAGUGGGCAAAUGUUCUGCCCAAGGUCACACAGUGGGCAUAACUGGCUCUGCCUCUUUCUAUCACUCUUGUGAAUAGUUAGUUUCUUUUUGUCAUCACAAUUCAGCUCGAAUGUUACCUCUCAGAGGGGACUUCCUGACCAGCCCGAGAGCAAAGGCCCAUGCUGCCCACCUGUCCCUCUCAUUGCCCUAUCUUAUUUCCUUUGCAGUAUGUGAUCUGUUGUGAAAUUACUAAUUUAUUGAUAUGUGAGUUUGUUGUUUCUCUGUUCCCACUAGGUGGUAUUGUCCCUGAAGGGGACAACUGUCUCACUUUUUCCUGUAUCUCCCUUGCCUGGUAGUAUCUACCAUGUGGCAGAUUCCUACGUGUUUUUUGGUUGACUGAGUGAAUAAAUAACACAGAUAGUUUAGACUUGGUUACACAGCACGAGCUCCUGAGAGCUCUUGGGAGUAGCACUUAUCCUUCCAGGAGAGGAGUCCUGACCAAGCAACCUAAGGCGGCUGGGGUUGGUUUUCCUGUAGCAUGCAAUGGAGAGAUUUCUGUCCUCUGUUGAAAGUCAAGGAGCCAGUGUGAUCUGUGACGCUUUCUGCCUGGAGACAAAGCCUAUUGCUUUACCUGGGUCAGUUUUGGUGGAGGCUGAUGGUGAAGUGUCAGAGAAAGGUUUGCUGGCUUUCACGGGAAAGAAAGAAAAGCUGGGUCUGAGGACCUCAGGCCCCAACAGGUACAGGGACCACAGAAGUGUCUAUGGGACAUUAUCAGGCUGUCCUGGGGUUUGCCUGAUGGCUCCUAGCUCUGUGCAGCCCACAGGACCUGGGACAGAUAGCCUUAGUGGAUGGCUUCUGUGUCCAUUGCUCCAAAGAGGAUUCCCUUUCAUCUUUUUAUUGUCUGAAAUACUGGGGACUAAACCUAGGGGCUUUCACUGAGCUACAUCCUCAGCCCAUUUUUGUAUUUUUAAUUUUGAGGAGUUUUGCUAAGUCACCAAGGUUGCUCAGGAUAGGCUUGUACUUGUGAUCUUCUGGCCCCAGCAGCCCCCAGGGUGCUAGAAUUACAGGCAUGCACCACCUGUCCAGUCUGCCUCCUUGGUAUUUUAAGAGAUUUUUCUUUUUGGGGGAAUUUGAAAACCCCUAGAUGAUUUUUUUUUUUUUUUUUUGGAAUCUGGGAAUCGAACUCACGACCUUGUGCUUACCAGUCAGGCACUUAUACCACUGAGCUAAACCCUCAGCCAGGAUGAUUUUUUUUUUGAAGCAGGGUUUUGCUAUGUAGUUCAGCAGACCUUGAACUUACUUAGUAGCCUAACUUGGCCUCAAACUCACAGCAGUCUUCCUGUCUCAGCCUCCUGAGUGCUGGGAUUACAGGUUGGCUGGCUUGACCCCUAGACUCUUAAACAGUCUUGAGCUAGUCUUUUAAGUUGGUCAAGUCAAACAGGCUGUUUUUGACCUAAUCUGUUUGAAGAUUUUGGAAGUUUCUGGCAACUGGGCUGAGCAGGUAAAUCAGCUUAGAAAGCCUGAUCUCACUCUGAUCACUAUUAAUUACCACUCUGAUUACCAUUAAUUGCCAAAACAAGCUUUGAAAAGGUGUCUCUACAGAUAUAUUGCUGGAUAUGUUUUACUCCAAAAUCCCAACCACCUGGACUGGUGCUGUCUGCUGAGGGCAUCUCCUACUUUUCUUUCUUUAUAAAGUUAUAGUUGACAAGUUCCUGACAUUUUCGGACUGAUGCAGUGAGUUCCCUAGCAGACAGAGCAGAUUUCUGACCAUGAUCCUGAUGGAAAUGUCUGGCUGGGCUCUUUCUAUGCUGGGUUGCAAUGGCAGGAGUCAGCUUCUGAUCUAAUCCAAUUUGUUCACGCUUGAACUAGAGAUUGGAGAGUGCUGGGGAUGUUGCCAGACUGGGAGAAAGGAGACAGACACAUGCAAGAAAACGACAAGGAAAUGGUUUCACAAUGCUGGCAGACUUGUGUCUGGAUAUUGUCUCAGUCAUAUUUUGCUGCUUCAUAAAGACUUUGCUAACUCAGAUUUUGGGUGAUUGGCCAGCACCUUUAUUGCAAGACAGAGAAUUCAGACCUGGCUCCUCUGGUCUGAGUGUGGGUAACAUUUAUUGUCUUGCUGUGUGGUUUCCUGGAAAGCACAUUCUAUUAAAACAAACUACAGGAUGCUGGAGUUCUCCAUUCUGACUGUCUUAUUUAUAGACAUCUAAAGUUGCUGGGGUUUCCCUUCUUUGGUUUUUGAAUUAUUAAUAAAGAUUCUACUUCAUAAAAAUUGGAAGAUCUGGACUGUUGUCUUUGGAGAACUAUGAGCGUAUCAUCCGCUUCUGGAAGACAGACUUGAUUUGUGUGUGUGUCAGUUGAAGGAGUAAAAAUAUACGCCAGGUAAGUACUGGAUUGGUAGCUGUUAAAAUAUAUGAUUAAGGUCGAUGUUGGACUGAGUGUAGCUAAAGGUUAUCUUUGCUUGAUACUUAGCCUUAGAAAGGGGACACGUAGCCUGGGAAGGCCAGACUGCUAGAGUCAGUUGAUUUCAUGUGCAAUCAUUUUUUAGAUUAGGAGACAGAUAGAGCGUUGACUUUUUAUUUUACCAAAUAGGUGCUUUCUUGCCUCCUUCCUUCCUCCCCCUUUUCCUUCCUUCUUCCCUCUCUCUCUCCUCCUCUCCCUUCUUCCUCUCUCUCUUCUUUAGUUUUCCUCUUUUCUUUUCUUCUUUUUUUAGUCACAGUGAGGAUUUAACCUGGUGCGGGAGGUUUUGCACUGAGCUACAUUCCCAAUGCUUUUUACUUUUUUCAUUUUGAGACAGGGUCUCAUUAAGUUGCUAAACUUCCCAGGUUGGGGUUGAAUUUGUCGUCCUCCUGCCACAUCCUCCCAGAAGGCUGGGAUUAUGGGUGUGCAUCACUGUGCCUGGCUCCAGGAGGGACUGUCUUAUCCAGUGUAACUGGAUCAGUUAAUUAUAAGUGGGUCACUUCAUUGAAAACUGGGGAAUCAUAAAAAAGAUACUAGUAUAUCUUUUCUUCAAGUAUUUCCUCCAAAUGAGUAAUCUGCUAAUUUUGUGAUGUUGAUCUAGCAAUUUUUCUUCUGACUGUAAUGAAAGUUGGGGACAUUUGUUUUUCUUACAUGAACAACCCACACUGUAUUGUCCUCAAUACAGUUCUAGUUUCUUUUCUAGUUUCUCAAUAUUGUUCUAGUUUCUUUGAAAUGAAGCAAUACAUCCUAGUAACUUAUGAAACAACCUGAUUGCAAAAGCUUAAUUUAUUUUUAUAUUUUUCCUCCCAAUAUUUUACAGUUCUCUCAUCUAUUCCUAAUCUGACAGCAUUUUUCAGAAUAAUAGAUUGUGUGUGUGUGUGUGUGUGUGUCUUUUUGAGACAGGGUCUUGCUACACAGUUCAAGCUGGCCUUGGGCUCACUUUGUAGCCUAGGCUGGUCUCAAAUUUGCAGCGAUCCUCCUGCCUCAGCCUCCUGAGUACAGGCAUGUGCCACCACACCAGGCUUAAAAUGAUAGGUUUUAAGGUAGAAUCUUUUUUCUUUCUUUCUUUCUUUUUGGAGGCAAGGUUUCACUAUGUAGUGCAGGCUGACCUUGAACUUGCUCAUGUAGCCCAGUCUGGCCUCAAACUCAUGGUGGUCUUCCUGUCUCAGCCUCCAGAGUGCUGGGAUUACAGUGUAUGCCACCAUGCCUGACAAGCAGAAUCUUUUCAAAGGAAUUUAGUGUUUGUAGAGAUUACAGUCACCUUUUUGUUUACAUUUUUAUUUCAUUGAUUACUAUUCUUUUUGGUUACAUUCUAUAUUAGUGUGUGGGUGGGAAUCAGUUAUAUCACAGUCAUUAACAUGGAUGGCUUAGCGUGAGCAAAUCUGGGCCUAAACAGUAGACUCUUGCUAACUGUGCAUCUUAAUGAGAGAGCACAGAUAUGAGUGGCUUCUCAGGAAAGAAUCUCCCUGUGGCAAUGGUGCCAUGUGCCACAUACACAAAGCUGGAAUCUUUCACAGGAGACUGAAGGUGAUGGCUGGGCGAGUGGGGGCUUAGCUGAGAAAGUUUCUUCUGAGCUGUCUAUUAUCACCCCGACUUCAUACAAGAAAGGACGCUUGAACAGCCUGAGAAGAACAGUGGGCCUGAGCAAGGACUCUGGGUAACAUUUUGCUGACCUCUAUUUCUGUUGUGCAUUGUAUCGGCCCUCUAUGUAUCAGCUGCUUAUGGUCCUCACACAUGCACCAAGCCACAAAGGCAGAAAAACCAACUCCAGAGACUUUCUGUCCCUGCUCUCUGGCUGUGGCAAGUUAAAGGGGGAGUAGUGGAGAGGUAGGGAAAGUGUUUCAUUCUAAGAUGCAGGAAGGCGUAACAGCAGAUGAGAGUCAGGGUAAAGAGGAGAGAUUCCACCCAGCAAUGGUGCUGGUGUCUGUAAACUUUGGUUCGCUUUCCUGGGCGUAUUACCCAUGCUGCAGCUGGUUUUGGGGGAGGUGAAUCCUCAGAGGACAGUUGCUGGUGACUCAUUAAACUCAGACUUGUUGAGCCGCUCUGGAUGGAGAGUCCUCGGCCUGCUUUGUGACCGAGUGUCUCUUACUGGCUUCAGUGCUGCCUUGGUGUUUGUCCUGGGCUAGGCUGAAACUGCUCCUGGGGUUUCACUAGAAUUUUGAGGGGUCUGUACGAGCAAGGGUUUGGGGGAGCUUCCAGGCCCCUAAGCACCCUGAGGUCUAGGGAGGGUUGUGGCAGUGUGACAGUGGGAAAGAUUUGGAGCUGGAGUUGGGUCAGAGCCUUAGCUUGGGAUUCUGUCUUUGUUACUUCCUGAGUGCCUUUGGGAAAUCACCAAAUGUCUCUCAAGCCUGUUUGCUCCUCUGCAAAAUGGGGCUCAGGAGUUCUCCCUUAUCCAUGGUGGGUGUGUUCCCAGACUCCCAGUGUGUGCCUGAAACCAUGGGUAGGACUAAGCCCUAUAUGUACUAUGGUUUUUCACACACAUAUGUGCAUGCAUACAUACCUAUGUACUUUCAAUCAAACAACAGUAUAAUAAGAGAUUAACAGCAAUGACUUGUAAUGACAUAGAACAAUUCUUAUAUUAUACUUUAAUAAAAAUCAUGUGAACGCAGCCUCUGCAUCUCAAAACGUCUUAUUUCCUUAUUAUACUACAGUAAUACUUUCAGACCAAAUUGACUACAGAUAAAUCAGAUAAAAUGAAGCCAUGGUUAAGUAGGGGGUGAAAGUGUCAUCGAUUCCAGAGGGCUAUGGUUUCCAAGCAACUUUCUGCCACUGGUCCCUCUCAAAGUGAGUCCCAGCUGUCCCCAGGAAGCCCACCUAAGGGAGAUCUCUCAGGUGCUCCCUCACACAUUCCUGGGUGGGCCCUUUUCAAAAAUAAAAAAUAAAGUGCUUUUGAUACAUGGUCUCACUACAUAGGCUGGCCUUAAAUUCACUAUGUAGCCCUAGCUGGCCUUGAGCUUGUGAUCUUCCUGCCUCAGUUUCCUUUUGUUAAAAGAUGAAAUGUAGCAUUUAGUAAAUAUGCAUGUUAUAUAUGUGAAUAAUUUUUUUGUUGCUAUUCUAUUCUUUUUACCCUUUAUUUAAGUUUUAAAAUUUCAGAAUAAACAAUGAACUUUCACACAUGUGUUUAAUGGAAUACUAUGUAAGUCAUUCAAAGAAGGAAGAAAAUAUGCAUGAUAAAUGCUUGUGAUGGAUCUAUGUAUAAUGAAACAGUACUGAGAUGAGAUGAAAUCAUGGGUAACUCUUUUCUUUCUUUUGUAUCUUCCAAAUGUUCUAAUUAAACAUAUAUUAACAGUA
Molecule: messenger RNA, 9195 nt
Organism: Cavia porcellus (domestic guinea pig)
Lineage: Eukaryota; Metazoa; Chordata; Mammalia; Rodentia; Caviidae
Gene: Cd300lf
Product: CD300 molecule like family member f
Exons: 9
Coding region: 958-1731 (257 amino acids)
Cellular component (GO): plasma membrane
Molecular function (GO): transmembrane signaling receptor activity
Source: RefSeq, a predicted model, not a curated record